Messenger RNA from Siniperca chuatsi (mandarin fish), 2068 nucleotides. RefSeq names its product cytochrome P450 4F3 (gene cyp4f3). Gene Ontology annotation, molecular function: iron ion binding; heme binding; oxidoreductase activity, acting on paired donors, with incorporation or reduction of molecular oxygen. NCBI's taxonomy places the organism in Eukaryota, Metazoa, Chordata, Actinopteri, Centrarchiformes, Sinipercidae. The coding region runs from base 280 to 1746 and encodes 488 amino acids. The record is from RefSeq and is a predicted model, not a curated record. The transcript has 14 exons.
UGGUUUCGGUUCCAAAAGCUGAGUGAACGUUUGUGCAGCAUUUUACGCUUCAGACUGAAUAUAAAUGCUAAUGUGGAGUUAUUUUUCUUUUACAGCUAGGUGACCAAUAAUGUAGCCACUAGAGCUAAUGUUUGUUUUGUUUUUUUACCGCUUAGGUCGCUUCUUUAAGAACCUCCAGAGGUCUUAGACUUCCUGUAGCUGCCAGAUCUUACUGGGAGCAGGGUGAGUGUCAAGCAACCUGGACCUCUGGACACCAUCACUCUCUCUUUCUGCCCCAGGAUGUCUGUCCUCCAGGGUGUCCUCUCUCAGGUCCUCAGCUGGACGUGCCUCUGUCAGGUCCUGUUUGUGGCCAUUAUAGGACUGGGAGCCGUGGUUGCAGGGUGGACAGCAAGGCUGUUGGUGCGACACGCCUGGUACACACACAGGCUGUCCUGCUUCAGCAAGCCACAUGCAAACUCCUGGCUUUUAGGCCAUCUGGGCCAGAUGCAGAGCACAGAAGAAGGUCUUCUGCAGGUGGAUGACUUGGUGAGGAUGUACACACACUCUUGCAGCUGGUUCCUCGGCCCUUUCUAUCACCUGGUCAGACUCUUCCACCCUGACUAUGUCAAACCUCUGCUAAUGGCUCCUGCCAGCAUUACAGUGAAAGAUGAGCUUAUCUAUAGCCAUCUGCGUCCAUGGCUUGGACAGAGUCUGUUGCUAAGCAACGGCGAGGAGUGGUCUCGCAAGAGACGGCUGCUGACUCCAGCUUUUCAUUUCGAUAUUCUGAAGAACUACAUUGCCAAGUUUAACACUUCAACUAACACUAUGCAUGAUAAGUGGCGCCACUUGGUGGCAGAAGGCAUGACUAACAUAGAGAUGUUUGACCACAUUAGUCUGAUGACACUGGAUAGUUUACUAAAAUGUGCCUUUAGCUACAACAGCAACUGUCAGCAGUCUACCAGUGAGUACGUGUCAGCCAUAGUGGAGCUGAGUGACCUGAUCAUAGACCGUCGGCAAAAGAUUUUACACCAUUGGGAAUGGAUUUACUGGAAAACACAGAAGGGAAAACGAUUCAAAAAGGCUUUAAGCAUUGUACACAGGUUUACCAGGGAAGUGGUUCAGAAGCGCCGUGCCCUGAUCAGCCAACAGAGGGAGAAAGAAACAGAUUUCACUACAGCACCACAGAGAAAGAAAGAUUUUGUGGACAUCAUACUGCUGUCAAGGGAUGAGGAUGGACAAGGCCUAACAGAUGAGGAGAUACAGGCUGAGGCCAACACCUUCAUGUUCGCAGGUCAUGACACAACAGCCAGUGCAAUUUGCUGGACGCUGUAUAAUUUAGCACGCCACGACCACUAUCAGGACAAAUGCAGGAAGGAAGUGAUGGAUCUGAUGCAAGGACGAAACGGACAUGAAAUAGAGUGGGAGGAUCUGUCCAACCUUACCUUCACCACCAUGUGCAUCAGAGAGUCUCUCAGACUCCACUCUCCUGUGCAGGCUGUAACAAGGAAGUACACCCAGGACAUGGCACUGCCAGGGGAUUGCACAGUACCACAGGGUGCCAUCUGUUUGGUCAGUAUUUAUGGAACACACCACCACCCUGCUGUUUGGACAGACCCACACGUAAGAAAGAGUUUAAUCCUCUGCGUUUUGACCGUACAAACACAGAAGGGCGGGCUUCUCAUGCCUUCAUCCCCUUUUCCUCAGGCCCCAGGAACUGUAUUGGUCAGAAAUUCGCCCUGGCAGAGCUUCGAGUCGUCGUGGCGUUGACCCUGCUCAGGUUUCGUCUGACCCCGGGGGUGAACCCUGAACUCGGGACCAGCUCUGGGGGAAUUCGCCGGCUCCCCCAACUCGUCCUGCGUGCGGAGGGAGGUUUGUGGCUGCAGCUGGAGUCUCUGACCCCGCACAACUCUGAGGAGUUGCAGGAUCAAUGAUCCAGCAAGAUGACACUUGUUUUAUAACACAGAGUUUAGUUCUGUUCUUAUCAAUGGAUUUAUGUUUACUGUAUUAUUGUUUCUAAAAGCAUUUGUGACCUUUGUUUUCUACAAAGCAAUCUGUUAGGCUACAUAAUUCUUUUACUAUCACUUAAAAA